Molecule: messenger RNA, 1771 nt
Organism: Calypte anna (Anna's hummingbird)
Lineage: Eukaryota; Metazoa; Chordata; Aves; Apodiformes; Trochilidae
Gene: GTF2F2
Product: general transcription factor IIF subunit 2
Exons: 9
Coding region: 176-964 (262 amino acids)
Biological process (GO): transcription initiation at RNA polymerase II promoter; transcription by RNA polymerase II
Cellular component (GO): transcription factor TFIIF complex
Source: RefSeq, a predicted model, not a curated record
CCCCACCGUCCCGCCCCUUUUCCACCGCUCUCCGCUGAAGGAGGAAGUUUGUCCGUCGCGGGCUACCGUCCGCCGGUAGCGUGCUGCCGUCCGGGUCCUGCGGCCUCCGGAGCGGGAAGAGCCUCAACUCUGCGCUGCUCUCGUCCUCCCCCUCGGCCCUGCCGCCUGCUCCGCCAUGAGUGAGAAGGGCGAGCUGGACCUCACCGGGGCCAAGCAGAACACGGGCAUGUGGCUGGUGAAGGUCCCCAAAUACUUGUCACAACAGUGGAGUAAAGCUUCAGGAAGGGGUGAAGUGGGAAAACUAAGGAUUUCCAAAAAUCAAGGAAGAACAGAAGUGUCAUUUACUUUGAAUGAAGAGCUUGCAAACAUCAGUGAUAUUGGAGGAAAACCUACUUCAGUCAGUGCACCAAGAGAACAUCCAUUUCUUUUGCAAAGUGUGGGAGGACAGACCUUAACAGUGUUCACAGAAUGUGCAGUAGAAGGCCAACCAGAAGACAAAUCUGAAAGCAGCUGCACUGAUAAACUUGCCUUGGAAGGAAUAGUGGUGCAACGUGCUGAAUGCAGGCCUGCAGCUAGUGAAAAUUACAUGAAACUGAAAAGAUUACAGAUAGAAGAGUCUUCUAAGCCUGUUAGGCUAUCACAGCAGCUGGAGAAAGCUGUAACCACAAACUAUAAGCCUGUGGCUAACCAUCAGUAUAAUAUUGAAUAUGAGAGGAAGAAGAAAGAAGAUGGAAAACGUGCUCGAGCUGAUAAACAACAAGUGUUGGACAUGCUUUUCUCAGCCUUUGAGAAACAUCAGUAUUACAACAUUAAAGACCUGGUGGACAUAACCAAACAGCCAGUGAUAUACUUGAAGGAAAUUUUAAGGGAAAUAGGCAUCUACAACGUGAAGGGGACCCACAAAAACACUUGGGAGCUGAAGCCAGAAUACAGACACUACCAAGGAGAAGAAAAGAGUGAUUAACAAAAGCAUUUACGAAGCAAGAGGGAAUUGGAGUAAUUGCACUGGGGUAACCAUGGUGGCUUUACAGACAGGACUGAGCACAGUGCAAUUCUGCAAGGAUGAAGUUAAAUUAAAGCAGAUGAUACUUUGUAAUUUUCCAUAGCUUCAGUUUUUUUCCAAGGAAUAUUUCUUGUAUGUUUAUAUAAGGGUAUUGUCUUUUGACAGGAAAAAAAAAUGUUUACAGAAUAAACUUGCAUUAGAUUUGUCUUCAUUAGAAAUCUUUUGAGUUCUGAUCUUCCUUUUUCUUGGGUUUGUGGCACUUUUAUUAACAUUUUUUUUUUAUUUUGUGGUUUUUCCAAGCCUCAGUGACUUUGAAGGAAAACAUGUCUUAGAGGAGCCCAUAAUUUUGUGGGUUUGCAUCCCAGUAGAACCAGGUUAAUCGCCUCACUUCUGCUGGGAUCUGUCAGGGUUUCUUCUGGAAGGCUACACAGGUAGAUAAACCUUUAUGCAGUGUUUGGGUGGAGCAGACACAAUGCUCCUUUUGGGAUCAGUUUAUAGGAAAACAAGCCACAUCUGUGGUGCUCAUCACAGUCCUUGGACUCCAUGGGAACAAAUCAACACAGUUUAAAACCUGUGAAGUGAAGGCUGUUUGAUGCACAGGGCAGUGGGAAGAUAACAAUCUCCUCCAGAUGAUUACUGAUUUAAAAAAAAGAGUGAAAUGUCUGUCCACUGGGUACAUCAAGGAACAGAUUUAUCUUUUGUUUGUUUUUUAUUAUGUUAUCUGUGGUUUGUGUUUAAGCAUGUCAAUAAAAGUGUUAUUUUAAUUUG